CCGGCGGUGAAAGAAGCAGCGUCAGUUAUGUGCUAAGUGUAGCGACAAACCAACACCGACAGCCUUGCCACGUUGGUUCCAAACACAGCAGGGAUAGAAUCGAUGGCUGCUGAAACGGCCGCUGAACGACAGCUUUGCCCGCAGUAGUCACAGCACAUCAACUCAUACGUCAUUUGUGUGGCCACCUGGCGAGAAGUUCGGUGUUGCCACGGCGUUAACAGGGAGCCUGCUACUGGUUCGGGUGCUAGCUGGCGUACGUGCCGCCUGCGAUCUGUCGCGUCCACUCAUUGGAGAGAGCCACUAGCUGUCGUAACUCAUAGCGGCAAAACAGAACUAAGUUAUCGAUCUCGUUGAGGGUGGUUAGCGGUUUGUUCGGGCCAAGCAGGCUGUCUUUAAACCUGUUUCCCUGUUCGUUUGUAUGGUGGUAGCUCGACAAAAAUUAAAAACAACUACAAUCACAGGUACACGAUAAAGCCUGAACGUGCGGCUGGGUACGUUCGAUUUAGAGGACGCACAACAGCUAGCGGUGUGCCCCCUAGUGUAAAGGUGCUAUUAGAGACUGGGCUAGAGGCUUGUCACCAACGGAGAGUAAGCCACUGUAGAAUUCAGUACUUUGGAUUUGUCUUGCAAUUAAGGGUAAAUAGGGUAGAAAAUAAGGUGUUCACAACUGUUCGCUUCUUGCAUAGGAUAAGUGAACGCUGGUGUGAAUUUUUCGCAGUCUGAUCAGCCUAUUGUAACGAACGUCAGUGAAGGCAAACCAAGAAGGAUGUCGUCGAUUGAGGAUACCUUGAAUCCGUUCGCGCAUUGCCUAUCCAACAUUGAAAUAAACGGAAAGCAGUAUCAGUACUACAGUCUUCCGAAGCUCGGUGAUGCCCGGUAUACAAACUUACCAUUUUCCGUACGUGUCCUACUUGAAAGUGCGGUUCGAAACUGCGACAACUUCCACGUGAAGGAGAGCGACGUCGAGGCCCUUCUUGACUGGAAAUCCAGACAAGAAGAUGGAGUCGAAAUCGCUUUCAAACCAGCAAGAGUUUUACUUCAGGAUUUCACCGGUGUACCUGCCGUAGUCGAUUUCGCGGCGAUGCGUGACGCAGUCAAGCGUUUGGGCGGUGAUCCUCAGAUGAUUAAUCCAAUGUGCCCGACCGAUCUCGUUAUCGACCACUCAGUGCAAGUCGAUUUCUCUAACGCACCAGAGUCUCUACAGAAAAACAUGGACAUGGAAUUCGAGCGGAACGCCGAACGCUUCAGCUUUCUUAAGUGGGGUUCGAAGGCUCUCCACAACCUGCAAAUCAUUCCACCAGGUUCUGGUAUCGUGCACCAGGUUAACCUUGAGUACCUCGCCCGUGUUGUGUUUGCUAGUGAGGCUGGAGUUCUCUAUCCGGAUUCGUUGGUUGGUGCUGAUUCGCAUACGACGAUGGUAAACGGCUUAGGCGUUGUUGGUUGGGGGGUUGGUGGAAUCGAAGCCGAAGCCGUUAUGCUUGGUCAGGCCGUCUCUAUGGUACUGCCUAAAGUAGUUGGAUACAAGCUCAUUGGUCAGCUCUCACCUCUGGCUACAUCGACUGACCUCGUACUUACGAUUACGAAACAUCUGCGACAAAUUGGCGUGGUGGGAAAAUUUGUUGAGUUCUUUGGACCCGGAGUCUCGCAACUGUCAUUGGCUGAUCGCGCCACUGUUGCUAAUAUGUGUCCGGAAUACGGUGCAACGGUAGGUUUCUUUCCGGUCGACGAAAAAACGAUCGAAUAUCUUAAGCAAACAGGCCGAGAUGGAGAAAGCGUUAGCCGAAUUCAGGAGUACCUCCGCGCUCAAGACAUGUUUCGUGAUUAUGUCAAGGGUCGGGACCCCAUGUUUUCCCAGGUUGUCGAAUUGGACCUCAGCACAGUAGUACCUUCGCUCAGUGGGCCGAAACGGCCCCAGGAUCGUGUGGCAGUAUCGGUUAUGAAGCAGGACUUUGAGGAGUGCCUUUCAAACAAAGUCAGCUUUAAGGGAUAUGGAAUCGCUUCAGACAAGAUGAGGAUUACUGUGUCUUUCGUUUAUGAGGGGAAGGAGUACACGCUGAACCAUGGAUCUGUCGUACUCGCAGCCAUUACUUCUUGUACGAACACAUCCAACCCGUCGGUCAUGCUCGGGGCGGGUCUUCUAGCAAAAAAGGCCGUAGAGAAGGGUCUAACUGUCAAGCCUUACAUUAAAACGUCACUUUCGCCUGGAUCUGGUGUUGUCACCUACUACCUGCGCGAAUCCGGAGUAACUCCUUAUCUAGAAAAGCUCGGCUUCAAUAUUGUUGGUUACGGCUGCAUGACCUGUAUCGGUAACUCUGGCCCGCUGCCCGAGACAGUCACCGAAGCGAUUGAGAAAGGCGAUUUGGUAGCUUGUGGCAUACUUUCAGGUAAUCGAAACUUUGAAGGGCGUGUACACCCGUUUACCCGGGCUAACUACCUGGCUUCACCGCUAUUAGUUGUAGCGUAUGCCCUGGCUGGUACCGUUAGUAUUGAUUUUGAAACGGAUCCGAUUGGUAAGAGCCUUGAUGGCCAGAAUGUUUACCUCCGGGACAUUUGGCCCUCUCGAAGUGAAAUCCAUGACGUUGAACAGAAGUAUGUCAUUCCCACCAUGUUCAAUGAGGUAUACGCCAAAAUUCAGAACGGCUCUGCACAGUGGCAAGCAUUGACAGCUUCUGAAGAUCUACUCUAUCCAUGGGAUGAACGAUCGACUUAUAUUAAGCGGCCUCCAUUUUUCGACGCAAUGGCUAGCGAUUUGGCGCCAAUUCGCAGCAUUGAGAAUGCAUAUGUGCUCGCCAACCUCGGCGACUCCGUUACCACGGACCAUAUAUCGCCGGCUGGAUCCAUCUCGCGCAAUAGUCCAGCUGCCAGGUACCUUGCAAGCAGAGGCCUCGCACCGCGUGAGUUCAACUCGUAUGGUUCACGCCGCGGUAAUGAUGACGUCAUGUCGCGUGGCACGUUCGCUAAUAUCCGCCUUGUCAAUAAAUUUGUUGCAAAACCAGGUCCUCGCACUGUGCACAUCCCGUCGGGCGAAGAGCUUGAUAUCUUCGAUGCCGCUUCACGUUACGCACAAAGCGGGGAUCAGCUGAUCAUUCUGGCAGGCAAAGAAUACGGAUCUGGAUCUUCACGAGAUUGGGCCGCAAAGGGUCCAUACCUAUUAGGAGUUCGGGCGGUGAUUGCGGAAAGUUACGAACGAAUUCAUAGGUCAAACCUAAUCGGAAUGGGCAUCGUGCCGUUGCAGUUCCUUCAAGGACAGAACGCAGAAAGCCUGGCUCUUACUGGAAAAGAGCAGUUCUCGAUUGAUCUGACCCCGGAGGCGUUACACGCCCCAAGACAGAUUGUUCAGGUGAAGCACCACCUAACGAUGAUCACGACAACAGCAGCAGCAGCAGCAGCAGUUAAUAUACAUAACUGCUUAAAGCGUAAACAAACCUUGCUGGGGCAACGGAAAUAUACUGAAAAAAAUUCCUUACAGAUACAGCGAUCUAACCCGUAUACGAUUGAGUUACUAAGCCUGAAUAGUAGCGUUCCACGUUUGCCAUUAGCUACAGGUUAGUUAAACUGCUUGUUUAUUGGCAGUGUUUCGAACUAAUCUCGAGAUUUGGACCUCGGUGAUUAGCUUCAUGAUCGGUAAACAAAUUUCAACUCAGCAGCAAGAAAACAGAGGCCACAUUAGAUAGAAACCAGGAUUUUAUGCACUAGAUAUGAACUAAGUGUAUGGUGAAAAGCCAACUUGCAUUGCAAGGCUUAAUUGCGGUUUCUCUUUAUACAUGAAUCGCAAGUUGUCCUAUGAAGGUGUUCUUGGUAAAACUGACGUUGUGAUAAUUUCAGCAACAUGUGGGCAUCGCCCGUCAAUGAGACGAAGCGAUGUUUGUGUACGUCUCCUGGAACGGGACCACAUGCACAUGUUAAAAUAUCUGCGUUAUAUUAAUAUGAAGCAGGCCAGUAUUUUAUAAUGGAGUGUUGGAAGAAAGCGAAACCAUCACACAGAGUGCUAUAGACCGUUUAAUUGCAUGAUAAGCUAAUGGGUACACUUUGCUGGACGGUCAGCUGUACAACAACAAUAUAACCAAAAUAUGGGUGAAUGGUAACACAUUGCAUUAUUGGAUAGUACUAGCACUAUUGCAGACAGAACAGAGUCAUGGUCAACAAGAAAAACGUAAAGAAAAUCAAAAACAGCGAGGGCUGCAACGUGCCUUCGCGUUACAGUAUGUUUUAUGCAUGACAUACUGUCUCUUCACAAAUGUUGAAACGUAAUAAACGGACAAUUUUGUAUAACAUUGA
This is a messenger RNA of Varroa destructor (honeybee mite), 4278 nucleotides long. RefSeq names its product cytoplasmic aconitate hydratase-like. The record is from RefSeq and is a predicted model, not a curated record. Lineage: Eukaryota; Metazoa; Arthropoda; Arachnida; Mesostigmata; Varroidae.